This is a messenger RNA of Sorghum bicolor (sorghum), 4200 nucleotides long. RefSeq lists its product as uncharacterized. Lineage: Eukaryota; Viridiplantae; Streptophyta; Magnoliopsida; Poales; Poaceae. The coding region runs from base 759 to 3773 and encodes 1004 amino acids. The transcript has 6 exons. The record is from RefSeq and is a predicted model, not a curated record.
GUGAAGCUCACUUCACAUAGAACAGAUCAAACAGAGCUUGGCUAAAACACAGAGGCCACAAAUACGGGCUUACCUGCACCUGCAGUAUCCCGGCCGUCACCAUUCACCACACACCACCAUUUCUGAAAAUUCUGAAGCUAGAUAAAUGGCUGCCGGAGGCCAGAUAACUCAGUAUUUGGUGUGAGGUCCAGAGAUAUAAAAGAUAUGUGGAGCUCCUUCACUUAAUUUGCUGGUCCUUCCUACACAGAAAUUCAUCCUGCCUCGAGAGAGGUAUUGGUUUCUCUUUGGCUCCAUAUGAUGAUUUGCUGAGCUACAUUAAUUACUUAGCGCUGGAGGACAGCUGCAUCCAUCUUUAUUCUUUCUCCAGCCCCAAGCAAAGAGCUAUUCUUUUCUGAAAGCUAGCCAUGUCCAAAGCACAUAGCUGAAGCACACUUUGCCUUGGAACAGAUCAAACAGAACUUAGAAAACAGAGGCCACAUAUACCUGCAGUUUCAGCCGCUUGGAUCUGGACCCCCUCACCACACACCAGUUUACUAGCUAGGAGAAGGUGAACGAAUAGCACCACCAUUUCUGAAUAUCCUGAAGCUAGCUGGUUGCCAGAGGAGGUACCUAUGCUAGCUAUAUGGGUUAACAUGUAUGUUGUACUAUAUAUGGGCCAGAACUCGUAUUUGGUGUGAGGUGCAGCGAUGUGACGACACAUAUGUGGAGCUUCUUCGGUUAAUUUGUUGGUUCUUCAUAUAUAUACAAAGAAAUUUGUCAUGCCUCGACAGGAGCUUGAUCCUCUUGGUAGCUUGUAUAGCAUCAAGGAGGCGGUACAAGCAAUAGUCCGUUACUUGGAGGAUACGGGAAGUAGUGCACCCAAGACCAUCUACUUCGAUGGAUGGGAUGGACUAGCUGCUUCUGCUGUGCUCACAGCUAUAGCAGAGGACCCUUCACAAUCUCUGAGCAACAAGUUCGAUAAGAUCAUGCACAUUGACUGCACCAGAUGGAAGAGCCGAAGGGCACUCCAGAGGGCAAUCGCUGAUGAGCUCAAGCUUCCACAGAGUGUAAUGGUUGCUUUUGAUAGGGAGGAUGACGAGGAUGAUUUCAGUGGGGUAGAUGAAGAUUCUCGAGCUGAGAUAGAAGAAGUUGGGAGACUGAUACUUGGAUCCUUAUUACAACACAGAUAUUUAAUUGUAUUUCACAAUGGAAACACUGAUAUGGUUGACUUGGUAGAUUUUGGCAUUCCACAACCAUUAUUCAAUGGCAGUAAGAUAUUGUGGACCUUUACAGGAAGGCUUCGGGUCAACCAAGAAAUAAAAGAAAAGGUGGACAAUUCACAUCUCUGUAUCUAUAGGAAUAUUGGUUGGUCGUUCAGCAGUGGCACUGCUCAAUUAAUAUUGGAAGAGGCUACAGAAGUUAUCAAGCACAUGCAACAUAAGCAGAGCAUCACCCCACAAAUUACUGCCAAGUGCAUCACAUAUAUCUUGUGGUUGCAUGAAAUGGGUGGCAGUACCAUGGACUACAACUGGGCUACCCAUGCUUCAAACUAUUGGGUUUGUGAUGGCAUUAUGGGACAACAAGGUCAGUUUGAUGAAGAAUCCUGGGAGGUUUCCGCCGCUCUCCAUAAACAAGUGCAAAGAAUGGAACUGUCCUCCCGUCCAGUAAGGUUUGUGGGUCAUGAAUACACAAAUGUUUGGAAGUCAGUCACCUAUACAUCUGACAGUGGGGAAAAGGAAAACUUAACAGCACUAUCUCGGAAUUUAACAUCAUUGUUCCUUGUUUCGAAAGGCAGAACACUCACAACUUUACCACAUGAUAUGUUUCAGCAAUCGGAGAGACUACGUGUGUUGAAACUCUCUGGAUGCAAUUUCAGCUUUUAUUCGCCUCCUUUCAGUUGUUGCGGAAGCCUAAGAUUUCUUGGAUUAGACCACUGUGAAGAUCAAAGGCGAGAAGAGGAGGACAGGCAAGGGAGACCAAUAAUGGAAUUUUUUCAGAGCCUAUGGGUGCUGGAUAUGAACCAGACGGAUUGGGAAUUUGAUCUAUCACAAGAUCUUACAGAGCAGAUGACAUCAAACAUUAGAGAGAUUCAUAUAAAGAAGGGAAGGAUUUGGCGCAGCAAGCUUGCAUGGAGAAAACUACGGAACCUCCGCAAGCUUCGAGUAAUCGAGCCUACCAACUCUUGGGAGACAGGCAAAAAAGAUGAAUUUGCUAAUAUGCCAAAGUUGGAGCUCCUCGAUCUGUCUGGUAAUAGUACCUUACAAGUUUUGCCAUGCUUAUCUUCUGCAACUUGCAUGAGAACUCUGGUCCUAGAUGGCUGUGUUGGGUUGGAUCAUGUAGGCCCUGAAGGACUACCUCCAGCACUUGAAACAUUCAGCUUAGAUGCAAGGUCAGACAAACUUUUGAAGAUAUCAUUGUCCGGCUGUGCUAAAUUAGAGAGUUUCUUAUUGCGUGGAGAACUGCCACGCCUUGAGGAGCUCAACCUAUCAGGCACAUCAAUCAGAAGAAUUGACCUCGGUGAUAAGGUAGUGCAGUUGAAAGGGCUGAAAAAGGUGUUCCUAAUGGGCUGCAAGCAGCUGCGUGCAAUACUGUGGUGGCAAGAACAAAGGCAACUAGAAGUUCUAUGCAUUAACACCUUUGAAACAGAGGACACAUGUCCCUAUUACUCUAACCCCUCACCCGUCCAACACAGAAACUAUGUUGUCACAGCAGAUGCAAGGAUCAUUCAGUCUUUACUAACCAAAGAAUAUGGAAUCAUGAUAACUAGCAGCCUUUAUCUACAUCUGCACAUGCCACCUACUAGUAGUAGCAACAAAUCUAAAGGGCCAAGCAGGGAUAAGGUUAUCCCCAAACCUUGCUACUAUACUUAUAGCGAUGUCUUGCUACCAGGGGUUUUUACUUGUGAUAAUGAGAUGAGAUGGCCUGCACCAUUGGAUUACCAUAUGGAAGUUGGUCAGGGUAUCAGCCUCACAGGUGUGGAGAGUGACAAGGGAAUCAAAGCCAUUCGGUAUAUGACACUGGAUCUCAUUUACUCCUUACACGUGCAUGAUAAUUCAUGCAUUCUUGCUGUUACACCCAAAAGCCCACUUCAUGAUCUUCUUUUUUCUGUUGGGUACUACGUAGUUUUACUCAAAUGGUGCCGUGUGGAGAGGUGCCUAAAGUUAGAGACCGUGUUUGCCUCUAGUAGAUUACGUUACAGCUUUACAGAUCUGAAGGCUAUUUGGGUGUCAGACCUCCCUGCAGCUACCUGCAUUUGGAGCAAAGGAUCAAUUGAAGACAGCCACGAAAGCUUUCAAGCACUACAGAGCAUACACUUGCACGAGUGUCCCAGGCUCAAGUUUGCCCUCCCAUUGUCACGCAACACAUACUUGCCUAGAUUGGAGACUCUCCAUAUCACUCGGUGCAGUGGCCUCAAGCAGGUGUUCCCAUGGGAUGAUGAUGUCGUCAGGCCUCAACAACAUAGAGAAGCUAGCCGUGAAGUGAAGGAAUUCCCCAAGCUGAAGCAUGUCCUCCUGCAAGAUCUCUUCAAUCUGCAGGAGAUCUGCGAGGCCAAGAUGACUGCACCCAUGCUCGAGAGUGUUAGGAUCAGAGAAUGCUGGGGACUUCGGCGCCUCCCAGCGAUCGGCCAUCGAAACAACAGCCAUCGUCGACCAGUCGUGCAUUGUCAGGAGGACUGGUGGACGAAGCUGGAGUGGGAUGGACUGCAGGUCGGCCACGAUCCAUCACUCUACGAGCCGCGCUAUUCGUCAGCCUACUACAAGAAGCGCUUCCUCAGGGGCACGGUUCUUCGGUGAAGACAAAUAUAUCAUUUAUCCAGGCUCAAGGGUUGCCAAGCUCGUCAUGCGUCCGGGGUUGCGGAUUUCAAUUCCACUUCAAGCUGUUGCUGCUGCAAUAUGGAUCAUCAAGAAAUUCUUUGAGAUAAUAUGAAUUUGCAAGAAUGUUCAUUUCUCUCAAGAAUAAACAGGUGGUUCGGCGUUGUAUGCAUCCACCGAAUUGGUUAUGUUUAAGACUUUAAUUGGUUUGUGGUUAUGAGUGUGCAUGUGUGCUUGAAUUUGAAAUAAGGGGGAUGUGCAUGCAUGUCCCUAACGUAUGUUUGGCUUGGAUUGCUCAAAGACUUACUCAAUGAAACGUUUGUCUAGUUUGUGAUCAACUCUGUAUGUAAUAAAAGAUGAUUUUGAUUGAUUUAAAUGCAUGGAUUGUACAAAGUUUUUUUUGUUUGCA